GAAGAGUUUGCUCAUGUCAGGAGUAGUUGGGCGUCACCUCCAACAGAAACACAGACACAGGUGCACAAGUGAGUCUCAUUGAUCGCCAGUGGGCAAAAACCUACCUCUCUGACCACAAACUCCAGCCACUGACAGAACUUACUGGAGAUAAGGCUCUUAGUGUGCUUGGUGUUAAUGGCCAGCCAUUACCCUACGAUGGCUGGGUGGGCGUAAUGGUGAGUCUCCUAGAGAAUAGUGACCCAAACUUAACUGUGAAAGUACCCUUUUUAGUAAGCAGUGUGACCAUGGACUGCCCCCUGAUUGGUUUCAAUGUAAUUGAACAGCUGACACUGGGGCCAAAUGCUAGUUCAAACCUCAUACCAACUAUUGUGAGCCUCCUGCGCAGCGCAAUGAACCUCCAGGAUGACACAGCGACGGCACUGGUCAACUUCAUCGAGACCAAGCUUACCAGUGAUAACGUGGUCAGCCAGAGUGUCCUAAAAGUGGGCCUGCAUGAUGUAGUAAUCCCAGCUGGUCAAGUUAAGUAUGUUAAGUGUAAAUUCUCCUCUACAGUUGACAUAUCCAACCCCCUCGUGCUCUUUGAACCAACUGAGAGCAACCCACAACUGCAACAGCUUGAUGUUGCAGUUGUGAGUUCCAUCAUCACAGUUUGCGAUGCCAGAGUCCCAUAUGUCAAAGUACCUAUUGGCAACCACACUAAGCACGAUGUGACCCUCACCAGCAGAGCAGCCCUUGGAACUAUUGAACCAAUAACAGAAAUUGUACAAACUGACUUACCAAACCUCGGUGAGCCCGAAGUGACUCAAGAUGUCGACUCUGAUGUAUCUCAAAUACCCCAGCAGUGAGGUGAAGAUCAAGCAACACAGGAAUGGGAUCCACUUGUUGAUGUUAGCCACCUGACUGAAGACCAACAAACUGUUGCCAAGAAAAUGUUAAGGGAAGAGUCAGGGGCUUUUGCACAUGUUAUUAAGCAGCACAACUAGACAAAUAAAAGAUGUGCAUAACGAAAAACGGUAUAGUUAGAAUCACAGGGGAUUUGUGCACCAACUAAAUGGGCUUUUUGCCUACCGAGGGGUAUCUGACCCUAGAAAAAAAAACAAAAAAAAAAAAACCUGCAGCCAAGGUGGCCCUUUAACCAACCCAGACAGACCAGAGGAAAGUUGAUUUGACAAAAGAACUGCUUGGAUAGGUACAAGUUAAUUUCAGCUUAUAUACAAGAACUUUUAGAAGAGCAAAUGGAAUAAGUAAGAUGAUUAGAAAUUUGACCAGAGGGAUUGGCACAGUUCAUUUCACAUAGCAAUGUGCCUCUCUAUAAGCUUAAAAUGACAAUUUGAGUUAAGGUCGAUCAGAGUGAAAUUUGGGCUAACUGUAACUACUUAAAGAAUCAGUGUUUUAAAUAUUUUGGGAACUAUAUUUCAUUAUUUUGUUUUUUCAUUCUUUUCUUUGCAGGUUCAGUUUCCUCACCAGUCAUAGAACUCACCAAUGUCAAAAAUGAAAUGGUGUUAGAUAGUAAAUCUAAUGGCUGGUAUCCGGAACCGCAGAUGUUGUGGGUGGACAGUGAGGGAAAACCUGUUUCUGUUGAACCUACAAACAAUGUCAGAGGUUCUGAUGGGCUCUAUAGUCUCAGCAGUAAAGUGACUGUGGAGAAAGGACAGAGCUACAGCUUCACCUGCAAAGUUCAACAGAAAAAUAUCAGUCAAAUCAAAGAGGCACACAUCCAUGUUUCAGGUGAUCUCUUUAUGGUUCAGUCUAAUACUGCUGUUCAAAUUAUCGUCAACUUGGCUGUUUGUUUAAUAAGCGUUGGGACAGCAGUAAUCCCAAUAUGGAAAUGUGGACUGUUGGGUCUAAACUCAGACCCCGCUGUAUCCAGGACUUGUUCCCGUGAAAGAAAAACAAGGCAACAACGUUCGAUCAUUUACUUGCACAAGGGAGGCCUCGUCUGUAUCUUAGCUCAUCACGAAUGACCCCGACAAUGGCCUCCUCUCGCUGCCUUUUAUUGAGAGACAGUUCACACUAAACACAGCAAAGCAACGCCCACAUGGUUCUAAG
This is a messenger RNA of Oreochromis aureus, 2049 nucleotides long. Its product is annotated as butyrophilin subfamily 1 member A1-like. Bases 213 to 845 code for a protein of 210 amino acids. Lineage: Eukaryota; Metazoa; Chordata; Actinopteri; Cichliformes; Cichlidae. Gene Ontology annotation, molecular function: zinc ion binding; nucleic acid binding. The record is from RefSeq and is a predicted model, not a curated record. The transcript has 2 exons.